Messenger RNA from Mauremys reevesii (Reeves's turtle), 2612 nucleotides. RefSeq names its product suppressor of cytokine signaling 3-like. Lineage: Eukaryota; Metazoa; Chordata; Testudines; Geoemydidae. The transcript is spliced from 3 exons. The record is from RefSeq and is a predicted model, not a curated record. Bases 666 to 1277 code for a protein of 203 amino acids. Gene Ontology annotation, biological process: phosphatidylinositol phosphate biosynthetic process; intracellular signal transduction. Gene Ontology annotation, molecular function: 1-phosphatidylinositol-3-kinase regulator activity. Gene Ontology annotation, cellular component: phosphatidylinositol 3-kinase complex.
CGGCCAGGGGAGACUCUGGCCCGGUGUCAAUUUCAGGCUGAGCUGGGGGUGUGUGAAAUUGACGAGAUUAGGGGCCGGGCUGGCGAGGGGGGGGACCUUUCCUGUACCGCCCCCCCCCCCGCCAGCCCCACAACUCCCAAUGCAUCCAAGCCUCCUGCUUGUGCAAAAGGGAAAGUGGUUUUUCCUCCUUCCCUCUGCGGUGCCUGCAGCGGCUUCCCGGCAGCUGCCCGCUCCAGGGGCCCUGCUCCUCCCCCCCCCCCCCCGGCCGGAGAUUGGGGGCCCGGCUGCCUGACCAGGAUGUACCCCCCAAGGGGGAGGCUUUCCUGUGACUUGGGGGAGGGGAGUUGAUUUGCUCCGUUUCCCUCCCCCCUCUGCCCUGCGAGGACUCCGGGAGUAGCCUUCCCAGCACGCCAGAGUGAGUCUACACGGGCUGCUUGCAAAAUCGCCUCAAUCCGGACUGGCUGGGGGUCAGAAAGGGGACCAACCAGAAGAGUUCCUGUUCCCCCGGAGCUGGAGGUUUGUUCCAGCCUCGGGGUUUCCUGGAGGAAGUUGGAGCAGGGAGUGAAUUUGGCGCAGCCUUAAAAUAUGAUCCCGCGGGAGGGACCCCGGUGACCAGGAGGACUCAGCAGGGAGCGGGGGGAGGAGAAUCCGGCCUGGGCAGCGCGAUGGUCCCGCUGUGCUGGCCCUGCCUGCACUGCUGCCCGUACCCCCCGGCGGCCAUGAGCGGGCCCCCCGCCCCCUCCUACCACUACCGCAGCUUCUGCGGGGACUUCGAGCGGGUGGAGACGGCGCUGGAGCGGCUGGAGGCCAGCGGCUUCUACUGGGGCAGCCUGUCGGGGGCGGAGGCCAAGCGGCUGCUGAGCCCCCACCCGCCGGGGGCUUUCCUCGUCCGCGACUCCUCCGACCACCGGCACCUCUUCACCCUCAGCCUCCGCACCGGGGCCGGCAUCACCAACCUGCGCAUCCAGCAGCAGGGGGCCGCCUUCCACCUGGAGACCCAGCCGGGGGCCCCCUGCCCGCCCGCCUUCGCCUGCGUGGUGCAGCUGGUGGAGCACUACCUGGGGCGGGCCGGGCACCCGGGGGGACCCUGCUACCUGGAGGCCCAGGGGAGCCGCCCCGAGCCCCUGGCGCUCGCCCGCCCGCUGCGCUGCAAGGUGGCCUCGCUGCAGGAGCUGUGCCGGCGGGCCGUGCGGGCCAGCGUCCGGGCGGGGACCGAGGGGCCCGAUCUGGAGGGGCUGCCCGUGCCCCGGGCCCUACGCAACUCCCUGCGCUGCUAGGGGGCCCUGCCCCAGGCCCUACAGAACUGUCUGCGCAGAGGGAGGGGAGAGGAGCAAGGGGGGGGGCCCACCUCCGCUCAGGAUCCCCCCAAUGCUCGUGGGAGGCAGUGGGGUGUAGAGGGAGCCCCCCCGGUAACUUAGGCCUUCUCAGCACACCUGGGGGAGGGGAGGAAACGGCAGAGUGGGACCCCCUUUAGGACACCCCAGGGUUUUCCCACACAGUGGGAGGAAGAUCGGGGAAGGGGUCUUUACCCCCUGCCCUAUGGAAAACCCAGCACCGCAGGGCGGGGAGAGACGGGGGAGGGGAGCAGAUUGGCCCCAGCCCCAUGGCAGCUCCAGAGUGUGGGGGAGAUGGGACUGGAGGGGGCUCUUCAGGCCAGGGUAAGAACCGGGAGGGAGACACAGGAAUUGGUUGGGGCUGGAAGCCAGGACUCCUGGGUUCCCUCUCCAGCUCUGGGGAGUGGGAUUUAGUGAGGGGGUUGAAAGCCAGGACUCCUGGGUUCUCUCCGCAGCUCUGGGAAGGGCAUUGGGUCUAGAUCCCAACUAUUCCCAGGGGAGCCAGAUUGGACCGCGGCCGCUUGCCGGGGCUCCCACCUCAUCCCCUGGAGGGCGCCACACCAACCGCAUGGACCUCGUCUCCCGCCAGAAGCACUCGUGGCCAUUACCAGCAGCCGGGCUGCAUGUGGCGGGGGGGUGGGUCUUGUACCGCUGCAUCGGGAUGGAAUAAACCUGUCUACUGCAUCCUGCCUCCCACCACUGCUUUGGGGGGUGCCUGGGACCUGGGGCCCCUCAAAGCACCCACAAAUCAGAGCCAGCACCCCCUGAAGGGAAAAGCCCCAUCUCCCCUGAGCCAGGCAAGACCCAGGCCUGGUCCCCCAUUCCCUGCCAGCUGGCGGCGGUUGAGGGAUCCUCCUGUCAACAACUUCCCCGUCCCACCCCAGAAGCUGCUGCAUCUAGCCGUGACCCCAGCCUGACCCCCUUCCGCGCCCAGCCGUUCCCGUAAGGCUCUUGGCACCACGAACGCUGACUCGGGGGAGCAAAGUUACUGAAAACAGCCUCAGCGGUUCAGAAAAAACCCAGCUGCUUCCGCCGCUCCGGCUUUCGCUUCCCCCAGCGGCCGGGUUCAGGGGCACCCGCCGCACUUUGCCAUCACAGCCCCAGGCUGCUCCCCCACCCCUGGCACCCAGCUCAGCCCCAGCCUUUUACCCUCAUUUCCCAGCAGGGGCCGGCCCUGGACCCGCCUCUCUCGUGGGUGGGGCUCCCCCAGCUGAUCCAGCACCAGGGGUCACAGUGCCAGGGGCUGUGGGCAGGUCUCUGCCCCCAUCCCCUCACAAA